Alosa sapidissima (American shad) is the source of this 4183-nucleotide messenger RNA. RefSeq lists its product as uncharacterized. The transcript is spliced from 10 exons. Lineage: Eukaryota; Metazoa; Chordata; Actinopteri; Clupeiformes; Clupeidae. The record is from RefSeq and is a predicted model, not a curated record. Bases 108 to 2879 code for a protein of 923 amino acids. Gene Ontology annotation, molecular function: DNA binding.
AUCCACGAGAAAGUUUGUUUUCCCAUAGCGCGAUAAAGAUAAACGCUGCAGAAGAUUGCACCAGAGGAAUGACAUACGUGUUGAAAUCUGUUUGAGUUUGGCGCACAAUGUCGGGAAGAGUCUGUUGUGUGCUCGGCUGCUCCAACAGCAGCAGAAAAAUCCAAGUCUGGAACAAAACCACAUGCGAAAUUCACCCUCCGUUUUUACAUCGAGACUGUCCCUGUGUGAGACCUUACACGCUACACAGAUUCCCGGGGCGGGCUGAGGAAAAAGCUGUUCGUCAGAAGUGGAUUAUAAAUAUCAACCGAAAGGACUUUGUACCAACCAAGAACAGCACGGUGUGUGGGAUACAUUUCCCGGACGGAAGACCAACAAAAGAACACCCAUUCCCAGUGUUGCACAUGGGUUAUGAAUAUCAUGGGAAAACAUCACCUGGUAGAAGAGGACGCCCCACAAAAAAAUGUCGCCGGGACUUAAAAGUUAACACAUCACAUGCUGAACCGGACGUUAUGGAAUCUCAUGUUAAGACUAGCGGAAUCUCUGAGUGGGAUCCUCACACCGCUGCAGGUAUGAAUCUUGGACUGCCGCCGAGCGCUGACAGUAAUGGAACUCCUCAGGUACCCCUGAGACUAAUAGUGAAAGAAGAGGACAUCAAAGAAGAGGAAUAUGAUCGCAUUGUAGACGAGGACAUUAAAGAAGAGGACAUGAGAGAGGAGGACGUUAGAGAGGCGAACAUUAAAGUGGAGGACAUUAAAGAAGAGGAAUAUGAGCACAUGAUCACAUGUCAAGAUGACGAGGAGGAGAAGCCGCUCACAGAGCUGCUCUGUAAAACGGCACCGGACUUCACAGAGUCACUUAGCUCCAUGGAAACACCCCAGACAAAAGUGGAGGUUAAAGUGGAAAAAGAAGAAGACGAGGGAGAACCCCAAGACCACGAUUCUCCUCAGGAAAACGUUGCAGUGAUGGAAGGAACUCAAGAUUCUACAUCUUUGGAAGGAACUGGUGGUGGCCCCUGGCCACACCUGGCACCACUCUUCACUCCCAAGUGUAAGAAAGGCAACAACUACAUAAUGAAGUGCACACUGUGUCUACCUAAGAAUAACACUAUAUCAGCAUUUCACAACUCCUCCUCAAACCUGCGCAAGCACAUUGAGAGGAGGCAUCCAGGCAAGUUGCGGAUGUACAAAGAGUGCAUGGCGAAACCUCUCCGGUACAGACGAAGCAGUGACACAAACUCCAGUUGUUCAACUGUUCAGACCAAACUGAUGGGGAGACUCUGCGCAGUGCAGCAGGUGAAGGUUGACCAGCUGAUCACUGACUUUGUGUGUGAUGGUUUACUCCCCCUUUCCCUUGUUGAGCUGCCUGCUUUUAAAAAGCUCGUGGUAACACUCAGUCCAACAAACUCGGUAAUGACCAGAACAACUCUCUGUGCGAGGAUAGAUACAGCAGCUGAGGACAUGAACAUGUCUUUGAAGAAAGAGUUUAGUGCUGUCAAGUACGUGGCGACAACUACUGAUUGUUGGACUGCAUGGCGGCGCAGUUUCAUUGGAGUUACAUGUCAUUGGAUUGAUGAAAACACCCUGCAGAGACACUCUGCUGCUCUGGCGUGUAGACCCGUGAAAGGCUCCCAUUCACUUGAGGUUCUGGCUGCUGCUUUGGAGGACAUCCACUUGGAAUAUCACAUCCAGGACAAGGUUGUCAAGACAACUACUGACAAUGGCUCCAACUUCCUGAAAGCUUUUAGGGGUUUUGGGAACCACACAGCUGUCAACCCAGAACUUGAGCAAGAUUUAAAUGAUGAUGAAGAUGAGUGCACACCUGAUGGUGAACACGAUGACGUCGAGUUUCAGAAUACCACAGAAAUAUUGAGUCAGAACGACAACACCCGGGAGUACCAGUUACCACCACACCAAAAAUGUGCCUGCCACCUACUAAAUCUCGUGGCCACAUCAGACGUGCUGGAGGGGGCAGGCAAUGAGACUUUCAAACGCCUAUAUUUCUCUUCAUUUUCCAAGUGUAAUGCCGUAUGGAACGAGGUGGGAAGGGCACACAAGGCAACAGAAUCAGUGGAGAAUGAGUGUCGUCUGCAACUUAUCUGCCCCAGCAAGACAGGAUGGAAUUCUACAUUCAUGGCAGUGGAGCGGAUUGCCCGCAUUAUCAAGCAAAAUGGAGAGGACGCCAUGAGGAAUAUCUGCUCUGAAUUCAAAGUAAAAAUGUUUAAUGCUGCGGAAAUCUCAUUUCUGGAAGAGUAUAGUCGUGUGAUGAAGCCUGUGGCAGCAGCACUUGAUAUUCUCCAGGCGGAAACUAACUCCUACAUGGGUUGGCUUCUCCCUACCGUCUACCAUCUGGAGGGCAAACUGCUGAAAAUGGAGACAUCAGUUGAGGUUUGCCUGCCUCUAUUAAAGGUUCUCCAGAAAGGGCUGAGGAAGCAAUUUCAGGAUAUGAAGGAGAACCCGGAUCUAAUUGCUGCUGCCAUCCUGCUCCCAAAAUUCAAAAAUAACUGGACGGACAAAAAGAACGUCAUCAAGCUUGGGACGGACUACAUCAGGAGACACAUUGAGCUGGUAGAGAUUACCCAGGAUACCAGCUCCAUUGAGCAAGAUGAUUUCUUUUCAGCAAUGAAGACAAAAAAGUCUGAUGAGUUGGAUGACUACCUGGCCUGUUCUUCAGAAAAAAUGGAGCUUCUGCACGCCUUCCCUGCUCUGAAGAAGCUCUCCAUCAAACUCAACACUCCACUGCCUGCAUCGGUGGCUUGUGAGAGGCUGCUCAGUUGUGAGUGGCUGAACUCCAUAAGCAGAAGAGCAAGACUGGGGGAUAAGAACUUUGAGAACCAGCUUCUGUUGAAGCUUAACAGGAAGAAACAAAAUGGAAGAAAUUGAGAGGGUUGGAGUCACUGGAGAGAACCAAGGACCAGAUCAGGCUGGCAUACAGAGAUAUUGACCCUGAUGUGGCAGAUAUGAUGAGGCAGGAUCAGGAUGCCGUGAUCAAUAUCAGUGUCUUUUGAUGGCACAUGGCAGAAGAGGGGAUUCACGUCUCACUACGGCAUUGGCGUGUGCAUUGACAUCCUCACUGGGUUGGUAGUGGACUUUGAGGUGCUAUCCUCCUAUUGUCAUGCUUGUACCCUGAGAGAGUGUGCCAGGCGAGACAGCAAAAUAACAUAGGAAGAGUAUGAUAGCUGGAAGCAGAAUCAUGUUGACUGUGCAAGGAACUUCUCAGGGUCAAGUAAGGCCAUGGAGCAGGAGGCAGCCAAGAGGAUAUGGGCCAGGUCAGUGUCUCAACAUCAGCUGAGGUACACCCAGAUGCUGUCAGAUGGAGACAGUGCUGCAUUUAAGGAGGUGGUUGCACUCAACCCAUACCCUGGGCACGAAAUAGUUAAACUUGAGUGCAUUAAUCAUGCUCACAAACGCAUGGGCACAGCACUCAGGAAACUGAGUGCUGAGCGCAAGUUAGGGGGCAAAGGUCGCGGGAAGCUUACGGCCAAAAAAUGUGAAGCCUAACAGAACUAUUACAGGGGGGCCAUUCUUAAUAAUCAAGGCUCAUUACAUAAAAUGAAGGCAGAAAUAUGGGCAGGUCUCCUCCAUUCCAUGUCCAGUGAUGACAACCCCCAUGCACACUAGGUGCAGUCCUGCCUGGUGCUGGUACAGGAGAGCAGAGGAGAACGGAGAGCAACCAGAGAGCCAUGAUCGCCACGCAGGGAACUUUUUGUCACGAGAGGUGGGUCAAAAACUCCUCCCUGUGUAUCACCGAAUGUCCAGUGACAGCCUGCUGAAGCGGAUGCAGCAUGGGGGCACCCAGAAUGCCAACGAGUGCCUAAACUCGGGUCAUAUGGGCCCAAUGUCCAAAAACAGUCUUUGUUGGGAAAAGUAGGGUUGAGGCUGCAGCCAGUAUGGCUAUUUCUACUUUCAAUGAGGGCGCCUCUGCCAUGCUGAGUGUGAUGGAGAAGCUGUGGCUUCAGGGCACAGCUGUGACUAAAUGCAGUGAGUUAUGACGAUAUGGUCAGAAUCUCAAAAGCAGAUCGUGUCCAGUCCGCCAGUGCAAAGCGGAGACGAAAAAGUGAGAGCUCAGCCAAAAAAGUAAAAAGACGCCAGCAGGAGGGCCCCACAUAUGGUGCUGGCAUGGAUAUGUAGAGAUGUAAAUUUGGGGGGAGGCAGUGUUAUGGUUGUGUUCUGUCCGUUCCAAUUGA